Haliotis rubra (blacklip abalone) is the source of this 750-nucleotide messenger RNA. RefSeq names its product scavenger receptor cysteine-rich type 1 protein M130-like. The transcript is spliced from 7 exons. The record is from RefSeq and is a predicted model, not a curated record. NCBI's taxonomy places the organism in Eukaryota, Metazoa, Mollusca, Gastropoda, Lepetellida, Haliotidae. Gene Ontology annotation, cellular component: membrane. Bases 1 to 750 code for a protein of 249 amino acids.
AUGGGCAAGAGGUUUGAGAUUCAUUUGAUGUUUCUAUCUGCGCUGACUGUCAGUGUGUUUGGUCAGACUAUCCGACUCGUGUCCCCACUUGACAACGGUGUUGGGAGACUUGAGGUGUACUAUAACGGCACAUGGGGUACUGUGUGUGACGAUGGCUUUGGUGCCAAUGAAGCUAAAGUGGCCUGCAGACAACUAGGACGAUCCGGAGUUACACCAAGGGCGAUUCAAACUUUCGGAUUUGGAGGAGGGCAGAUUUGGUUGGAUGACGUGAGUUGCUCCGGUACAGAAUCGUCUUUGGCCAGCUGUUCACACAAUUCAUGGGGCGUCCACAAUUGUCAACACAGGGAAGAUGUUGGCAUCAUAUGUGAUCCAAGUGACAUAACCAUGAAGCUGACAAGCUACAAAAGUGGACUCCUGCAGGUACUCCACUCCGGUAGCUGGGGAACAGUGUGUGAUGAUGGCUUUGGGCAGGUAGAGGCUUCCGUGGUUUGCAGAGCUCUCGGAUACCAAGGGGGUAAGGACCUCGAUAAAACCAGUUCCAUUAAAAUGUGGCUGGAUGAUGUGGACUGCACGCUGCAGAACACACAUCUAAAGGACUGCAAGCACAGGCCCUGGGGGGUGAAUAACUGUUUCGACUCUGAAGCUGUUGGUGUCGAGUGUUUUUCAUUUCCUGAAGAGGCUACAGCGGCAAGACUUGUCUCCACCACCAACAUGCCAGGUGUUCUGGAGCUGUACUAUAGCGGACAUUGA